Messenger RNA from Gasterosteus aculeatus aculeatus (three-spined stickleback), 5988 nucleotides. Lineage: Eukaryota; Metazoa; Chordata; Actinopteri; Perciformes; Gasterosteidae. The record is from RefSeq and is a predicted model, not a curated record.
GGAGGUUUAGUUUUUGUGCACGAGAUGUACAGGCGGCGGGAAUAUGUGGAACUUUAUGAGAAGGAUCUGGCCAAAUGGGCCCUGCUACGCAACGUCAACACUGUGAUGAAACACAGCACGCUGAUGCCGGGCGACUUUGUCUGGUUGGACUUGAAGACCGGGCGGGAGUUUGAGGUGCCGGUCGGCGCGGUGGUCAAACUCUGUGACUCGGGACAGAUCCAGGUGCAGGAUGACGAAGGAAACGAGCACUGGAUUUCCCCCCAGAAUGCCACCAACAUCAAGCCAAUGCAUCCCACCUCCAUCCACGGUGUGGAGGACAUGAUCCGGCUGGGAGACCUCAACGAAGCCGGUAUCCUACGCAACCUGCUCAUCAGAUACAGAGAGAAGCUCAUAUAUACGUACACCGGCUCCAUCCUGGUGGCCGUCAACCCGUACCAGCUGCUGCCCAUCUACACGGCCGACCAGAUCCGCCUCUACACCAAUAAAAAGAUCGGAGAAAUGCCGCCCCACAUCUUCGCCAUCGCUGACAACUGUUACUUCAACAUGCAGAGGAACAACCGCGACCAGUGCUGCAUCAUCAGUGGGGAAUCUGGAGCCGGUAAGACAGAAAGCACCAAACUGAUCCUCCAGUUCUUGGCAGCCAUCAGCGGUCAACACUCCUGGAUAGAACAACAGGUCCUGGAGGCCAACCCUAUACUAGAAGCCUUUGGCAACGCUAAAACCAUCCGCAACGACAACUCGUCUCGUUUUGGGAAAUACAUUGACAUCCAUUUCAACAAGAGAGGAGCCAUAGAGGGAGCCAAGAUAGAGCAAUACUUGCUGGAGAAAUCCAGAGUCUGUCGACAGGCCCUUGAUGAGAGAAACUACCAUGUCUUCUACUGCAUGCUGAAGGGCAUGACUGCAGAGGAGAAGAAGAAACUGGGUCUGAGCAAAGCCACUGACUACAACUACCUGACCAUAGGUAACUGUACAGUGUGUGAUGGCCGAGACGACAUGAAAGAGUACUCCAACAUCCGCUCAGCUAUGAAGGUCCUGAUGUUCACAGACAAAGAGAACUGGGAGAUUUCCAAACUACUAGCUUCUAUAUUACACAUGGGGAACCUCAGAUAUGAAGCUCGUACCUACGACAACCUGGAUGCCUGUGAGGUCGUCCGCAGCUCUCACCUCACCACUGCUGCUAUGCUGCUGGAGGUAGAUGGCAAGGACCUAAUGAACUGUCUGACCAGCCGAACUCUGAUCACCAGAGGAGAGACCGUCUCCACCCCACUAAGCAUGGAACAAGCUCUGGAUGUACGGGACGCUUUUGUUAAGGGAAUUUACGGACGCUUGUUUGUGUGGAUCGUGGAGAAGAUCAACGCGGCCAUUUACAAGCCGACGUCCUCACAGCCCAAAGCUCUGAGACGCUCCAUCGGACUGCUGGACAUCUUUGGCUUUGAGAACUUCACUGUGAAUAGCUUUGAGCAGCUGUGCAUCAACUUCGCCAACGAGAACUUGCAGCAGUUCUUUGUCCGGCACGUCUUCAAACUGGAGCAGGAGGAGUACAACCUGGAGAACAUCAACUGGCAGCACAUCGAGUUCACCGAUAACCAGGACGCCCUGGAUAUGAUCGCCAUCAAACCCAUGAACAUCAUCUCGCUCAUCGACGAGGAGAGCCGCUUCCCCAAGGGCACAGACACCACCAUGCUGAACAAGCUGAACUUUCAGCACAAGCUCAACACGUACUACAUCCCUCCAAAGAACAACCACGAGACCCAGUUUGGCAUCCAACACUUUGCUGGAGUGGUCUACUACGAAACGAAGGGCUUCCUGGAGAAGAACAGAGACACUUUAUACGGUGACAUCAUCCAGCUGGUUCACUCCUCCAAGAACAAGUUCAUUAAACAGAUCUUCCAGGCCGAUGUUGCUAUGGGGGCAGAGACCAGGAAGCGCUCGCCCACCCUGAGCAGUCAGUUUAAGAGAUCUCUGGAGCUGCUAAUGAGAACUCUGAGCGUCUGUCAGCCCUUUUUCGUUCGCUGCAUCAAACCCAACGAGAACAAGAAACCCAUGUUGUUUGACAGGGAGCUGUGCGUGCGUCAGCUGAGGUACUCGGGCAUGAUGGAGACCAUUCGCAUCCGCCGCGCCGGAUACCCCAUCCGCUACACCUUCGUGGAAUUUGUCGACCGCUACCGGGUGCUCAUGCCUGGAGUCAAACCUGCUUACAAACAGGAGGACCUGAGGGGAACCUGCCAGAGGAUUGCCGAGGCCGUGCUGGGCAGAGACGAUGAUUGGAAGAUGGGAAAGACCAAGAUCUUCCUCAAGGAUCACCAUGACAUGCUGCUGGAGAUCGAGAGAGACAAGGCCAUCACAGACAAGGUCAUCCUCAUCCAGAAGGUGGUUCGAGGUUUCAAGGACAGAUCGAACUUUCUGAAGAUGAGGAAGUCGGCGGUGUUCAUCCAGAAGACGUGGAGAGGGUACCACUGUAGAAAGAACUACGGAGCUAUGCGAGCAGGCUUCUCUCGCCUGCAGGCUUUGGUUCGUUCCAGGAAGCUGUGUGCGUCGUACAACGUAGCCCGUCAGCGAAUCACGGGCUUCCAGGGCCGCUGUCGGGGCUUCUUGGUGCGCCGGGCGUUCAGACACCGGCUGUGGGCCGUCAUCACCGUGCAGGCCUACACCAGAGGCAUGAUCGCCCGCCGGCUGUACAACCGGCUGAAGGGAGAGUAUCGCAGGAGGCUGGAGGCAGAGAAGAUGCGUCUGGCUGAAGAGACCAAACUGAGGAAUCAGAUGUCUGCAAAGCGGGCGAAGGCCGAGGCUGAGCGCAAACACCAGGAGCGUCUGGCCCAGCUGGCCAAAGAAGACGCCGAGCGGGAGAAGAAGGAGAAGGAGGAGGUGCGGAGAAAGAAGGAGAUGGUGGAGCAGACGGAGAAGGCCCGCUUGGAACCCGUCAACGACUCUGACAUGGUGGACAAAAUGUUUGGCUUCCUCGGGACGACGGUCUCUUUCCCGGGCCAGGAGGGGCAGGCCCCCACCGGCUUUGAGGACCUGGAGCGCUCCCACCGGGAGCUGGAAGAGGAGGAUCUGGACGAGGCUCUUCCACUGCCGGAGGACGACGAAGAGGAAGAUCUCUCGGAGUACAAGUUUGCCAAGUACGCCGCCACCUACUUCCAGGGCACCACAACGCACACGUACGUCCGACGGCCCCUCAAACAGCCGCUGCUGUUCCACGACGACGAGGGGGACCAGCUGGCUGCGCUGGCGGUCUGGAUCACGGUGCUGAGGUUCAUGGGGGAUCUGCCGGAGCCCAAGUACCACACGGCCAUCAGCGACGGGAGCGAGAAGAUUCCCGUCAUGACAAAAAUCUACGAGACGCUGGGGAAGAAGACGUACAAGAGAGAGCUGCAGGCGCUGCAGGGGGAGGGGGAGACGCCUCCCACUGACAACCACAAGAAGAACAGCGUCAGACACAAACUGGUGUCCCUCACCCUGAAAAAGAAAUCCAAGAUCACUGAAGAGGUCACCAAGCGUCUUAAUGAUGGUGAACCUGGUCUCCACGGUAACAGCAUGCUGGAGGACCGGCCAACAUCCAAUCUGGAGAAACUUCACUUUAUCAUCGGCAACGGGAUCUUGAGACCAGGACUAAGGGAUGAGAUCUACUGUCAGAUCUGCAAGCAGCUGAGUCAGAACCCGUCCAAGAGUUCUCACGCUCGCGGCUGGAUCCUCAUCUCCUUGUGUGUCGGCUGCUUCGCCCCUUCAGACAAGUUUGUCAAGUAUCUGAGGAACUUCAUCAACAGCGGGCCGCCGGGUUACGCUCCGUACUGUGAGGAGAGACUGAGACGCACGUUUGUUAACGGGACGAGAACACAACCUCCAUCCUGGCUGGAGCUGCAGGCAACCAAGUCAAAGAAGCCCAUCAUGCUGCCGGUCACAUUCAUGGACGGCACCACCAAAACACUGCUGACGGACUCCGCCACCACAGCCAAGGAGCUCUGCAACGCCCUGUCCGACAAAAUCAACCUGCGGGACCGCUUCGGAUUCUCACUCUACAUCGCACUGUUUGACAAGGUCUCGUCGCUGGGCAGUGGGAACGACCACGUGAUGGACGCUGUGUCGCAGUGCGAGCAGUAUGCGAAGGAGCAGGGAGCCCAGGAGAGGAACGCCCCCUGGAGGCUGUUCUUCAGGAAGGAGAUCUUCACGCCAUGGCACUCGCCCACCGAGGACCAGGUCGCCACCAGCCUCAUCUACCAACAGACCGUCAGGGGCGUCAAGUUCGGGGAGUACCGCUGCGACAGGGACGACUUGGCAGAACUGGCCUCUCAGCAGUAUUACGUGGACUACGGUUCUGAGAUCCUUCUGGAGCGCCUGCUGAGCCUCAUCCCCUCCUACAUCCCCGACAGAGAGAUCAGCAGCUCCAGGACGGUGGAGAAGUGGUCUCAUUUCAUCAUGGCUGCACACAAAAAGGGCAUCUACGCCCAGAAGAGAUUCGACCCUCAGAAGGUGAAGGAGGAAGUGGUGGACUUCGCUCGCCACAAGUGGCCUCUGCUUUUCUCUCGUUUCUACGAAGCCUUCAAGUUCUCAGGUCCCAGUCUGCCUAAAAAUGACCUGAUCGUUGCCGUCAACUGGACCGGGGUUUACUUUGUGGACGAGCAGGAGCAGGUCCUCCUCGAGCUCUCCUUCCCAGAGAUCACUGCUGUUUCCAGCAGCAGAGGAGGAAAGUUACAGAGUCAGAGUUUCACUUUGGCGACCAUCAAAGGAGACGAGUACACCUUCACCUCCAACAACGCGGAGGACAUCCGCGACCUGGUGGUGACCUUCCUGGAAGGCCUGAGGAAGAGGUCGAAGUUUGUGGUCGCGCUGCAGGACAACCCCAACCCCACUGGGGAGGAGUCGACGUUCCUGAGCUUCAUGAAGGGAGACCUGAUCCUGUUGGACCAGGACACCGGCGAGCAGGUGCUCAACUCCGGCUGGGCGCACGGUAUCAACGAGCGGACCAAUCAGAGGGGGGAUUUCCCCGCUGACUGCGUCUAUGUCCUGCCCUCAGUGACUCGACCUCAGCAAGAAAUACUGGCGCUGGUUACCAUGACGCCUGACCAGCGGCAGGAGUCUGUUCGUGUUUCGCAACUCGUCCUGCCGGAGAGUGACGACAGGAUGAAAGCCUACACGCUGGAGGAGUUCUCCUACGACUACUUCAGGCCUCCUCCCAAACACACCCUGAGCAGAGUGAUGGUCACUAAGAAUCGUGGGAAGGACAAGAUGUGGAGCUGCACCAGAGAGCCGCUGAAGCAGCCGCUGCUUAAGAAGGUCGUCAACCACGAGGAGCUGGCUCAGGACGCCUGCAUGUCCUUUAUAGCUAUGAUGAAGUACAUGGGCGACUACCCGUCCAAGCGAACGCGCUCCGUCAACGAGUUGACAGACCAGAUCUUUGAAGGAGCGCUGAAGGCGGAGCCUCUGAAAGACGAGAUCUACUGUCAGACCAUCAAGCAGCUCACUGACAACCACGUCAAGUACAGUGAGGAGAAAGGCUGGGAGCUGCUGUGGUUGUGCACCGGUCUGUUUCCUCCCAGUAACGUGCUUCUGCCACACAUCCAGCGCUUCCUCCAGUCCAAGAAACACCACCCCCUCUCUGGAGACUGCAUGCAGAGGCUGCACAAGGCGCUGCGUAACGGAUCCAGGAAGUACCCCCCUCAUCUGGUGGAAGUAGAAGCGAUCCAACACAAGACAACACAGAUCUUCCACAAAGUAUAUUUCCCCGACGAUACAGACGAGGCGUUUGAGGUGGAGUCCGGCACCAAAGCGAAGGAUUUCUGCCAGAACAUCUCAACCAGACUGCUGCUCAAAUCCCCUGAAGGCUUCAGCCUCUUCGUUAAGAUCUCAGACAAGGUCGGAAGUCAACAAGUGUUCAUCAGAAAGUGCUAAUUUAAUAUCAAUGUAGUUUCAUGAGGCUAUUUAGGUUUUUGGCAAAGUGGAGAUAUGAAAAUGUGUGUGUGUGUGUGUGUGUGUGUGUGUGUGUGUGUG